Messenger RNA from Aspergillus mulundensis, 1137 nucleotides. Its product is annotated as TauD/TfdA dioxygenase family protein. Gene Ontology annotation, molecular function: 2-oxoglutarate-dependent dioxygenase activity. The coding region runs from base 1 to 1137 and encodes 378 amino acids. The record is from RefSeq and is a predicted model, not a curated record. The transcript is spliced from 4 exons. NCBI's taxonomy places the organism in Eukaryota, Fungi, Ascomycota, Eurotiomycetes, Eurotiales, Aspergillaceae. Gene Ontology annotation, cellular component: cytoplasm.
AUGACCGUCCCAGUCGAAUCCAACGGCUCCAGCGGCAAGCCCUCCCACCCCCGCCAAUUCUCCUCGGGCUCGCUGGACGCCUUCAAACCAACGAUCCUAACCCCCGUCAUCGGCAACGAGUUCCCCAAGGGCUCGAUAAACAUCGUCGACGACAUCCUCCACGCCCCAAACGCCGACGCACGGAUCCGCGAUCUCGCUAUCCUAAUCGCCGAACGCGGCGUCGUCUUCUUCCGCGCCCAGCACAACCUCACAAACGAGCUGCAGAAGCACCUCAUCCUGCGUCUCGGCGAGUUAACCGGCCGCCCUGCCGGCCACAGCCUGCACAUCCACCCGGUCGUCAACAACAGCCAGGAAUUCGGCGACCCGGAUCCGCAGAUCAGCACGAUCAACAGCCGCAGCCACAAGAAGCUCUUCCGCGGAUCCUACGGGCAUCUCGCGGCCGUCUGGCAUUCCGAUAUCUCGUUCGAGACCGCGCCGGCGGAUUUCUCUGCGUUGCGGCUGACACAGCUCCCAGAGACGGGAGGCGAUACGCUCUGGGCGAGCGGGUAUGAGGUGUAUGAUCGGGUGUCGAAGUCGUAUCGUUCUUUCCUGGAGAGCCUGAGCGCGAGACAUGUGGGCGAGGGGUUCCGGCGCGCUGUGGAACGGGGGAAUGCGGAGAUAUAUACGGGGGCCCGAGGGGCGCCGGUGAAUGUUGGCGCUGGGCUGGAGGCUGAUCAUCCGGUUGUGCGGACGAAUCCGAUUACGGGGUGGAAGAGUGUGUUUCCUGUUGCUAUCGUCCAAUCGUCCACUGUUGGUGCGAAGGACCUGGACCUCAGGGUAACGGGUGCAGGGACGUUCCCGAAAUCCGUCAACGGGCUGACGAGCCGCGAGAGCGAGAAUCUGCUCAAGUACUUCCACGACCUCAUUACGUAUGGGCAUGAUCUGCAGGUGCGGUUUAAGUGGGCGGAGCCGAAUGAUAUUGCCAUCUGGGACAACCGCAGCGUCUUCCACACCGCGACAUUCGACUAUGAUGGUAUUGGCGAGAGGAGUGGAAACCGUGCUGUGGGGAUUGGCGAGGUGCCGUACUUCGACCCGAACAGUAAGUCGAGGCGUGAGGAUCUGGGAAUUGAGGAGCAUUUAAACCCUGUGCAUUGGUAG